AUGGCCGACCUGAUUGUUCCCGUCUUCCUACGCCGACGACCAGAAACAACCUUUUUAUUUCAAAAUAAAACAGAGAAGAUGCCAGAACUAAACAAGAAAAUUGCGGAAAUCAAAAAGAAAAUACAAUUAUCAGAGGGCCAAAGAAGGGCAGUGUUCGAGGACUGUGAAGCCGAACGGAAAUCAAAUGCAGAUGAAAUUAUAAAACUGAAAAAAGAAAUAUCUGGUUUGAUAACUGUAUUACACGAAAGCAGAAGUCCCACGGCAAAGUACCACCUGAAAGACAGGCGAAUUGAAGAAAUUGUAGGACCCCUAACUGACAAAACAUGCGUUGAAGUAAAGGAACAGCUAGAUUUACACAUAAUCGACAAAUGUAAACAAUUAGAUCUAUUGAAAUACCAAAUGAAAAAAAGACGAAAGUACAUUACAGAAUUAGGAACAGACUAUCACAAACUAGUCAGCAAAGAAGAAAAAAAGGAGUUGCAAAAGAAAGUUGAAGAACCAUUAAAAAAGUCGGCUAGCGAAAUUCAGAACAGUAUUCAUGCAGUUGAAGUUCAAAUCCGAGAGGCAGUCCAUAUAAGGAAUAAAUACAAUGAUAUCAAAAGGUCUUUAAAAGAUGAUGCUUCCAAAUUUGAAAGUACGAUCAAAGCUCUCGAAGAGGAAUCUGGAAGGUCAAAGCUAAACUAUAUCAUGGAAGAAACUACGAAGCGCAGAGGCAAAGCACGAGGUAAUCUCUUAAGAGAAGAAAAAAUAGCAUCAUCCGCUGCCAAUCAGAGAGAAGCAGAAGCAGCUCAAGGAAGACGAUUGGUUAGUGAACGUAAGAAUGAACUGGAAAAGUUGGAGAAACGAUUAUUUCUCAGUGGCAAACUACCACCGAGACCAGUGCCAGAAGGAGCGGAAGCCGAUGGCGAAGAUGACGGUUCAACACCUCUUCAACAUCCGGUGGAAGCGAUAGCACAAGAGUUCGAGCAACUAAAGAAAGCUACGGGAGGUUCUACAUCUCAGGAAGUGUUGGAGAGGUUUCAGGCUCAACGAGACACCCAGGAGAGACUGAACGAACUAAGACAGAAGUCGGAAAACGAGAAAAAGACUAUGGAGAAAACUGUGGAAACGCUAAAGAAUAAAUUAGAGGGAUAUAAGUAUUCUGAAGUGAAGGAAGCUGAAAGAAAAUCUGGCGAAAUGGAACGACUAGUGUCGGAAAUAGAGACACAGAGGAAACGAUCUGAGGCCUAUAGACAAGCUAAAGCUUCAAAAGACAGAGCACUGUCCACAGUCUUGCAAGGAUUGCAUGGCCUCAGGUUAUUGGCUAAUCCCCUAGCUAUACCCGAGUCGAAUCCUAGUGAUAUCGUCCAGGGAAUUUUGCAAGAUAUACGGAACGUAAUGGAUAAGUAUGAAAGAUGUCGAGUGUUGGAACAGGAAGAGGAAGAAGGACAUGAAGUUAUAGAGGUUCCAGAAGAUAAUCUUCCAGCCCCUUAUAGCGGACUGAUACGCAAAACUCCUCAACCUCAAAUGACAGGAUCACCAUCCCCGGCACCACCUCCAGGUUCCGAAGAUGAAGAAGAAGUGCCGUCUAGGGGAUAUUUAAAAAGACAGGCUCAGCUGGUCAUUGAUGCAAAGUCCAGAAGAAAGAAUGUUAGAAUUCAACUUCCAAAAAGGAAUUAA
Molecule: messenger RNA, 1659 nt
Organism: Sitophilus oryzae (rice weevil)
Lineage: Eukaryota; Metazoa; Arthropoda; Insecta; Coleoptera; Curculionidae
Gene: CCDC151
Exons: 12
Coding region: 1-1659 (552 amino acids)
Biological process (GO): cilium movement; outer dynein arm assembly
Cellular component (GO): cilium
Source: RefSeq, a predicted model, not a curated record